AUGCUGUCUCUGUACGCUCGCGUCGCGCUGUCUGGGCCGGGCAUCGUGGCUUCGCGUGACGCGCGAGCCUACUGGUCCGCCCUCGAGUCGUGCGACCUGCAGCAGGCCGCGGAAGCCUUCUGCCUGCGCUCCGAGGCGCGCCGCCCUCCGCGGUCCCGUUUCAGCCCGAUGAGCGGCGCGCUCGUCGCGUGCAUGGACCACGACUGCCUCUGGUUCGCGCGCUGCAUCGGCGAGGCCAACCACCGCUCCUUCGUCGCCUUCCUGCUCUGUGCCGAGGCGGUCCUCUGCCUGCCUCUCGCCGGGCUGAUCGACACGCUGCCGACGCUCGGCGCCGACCUUGUCCGGCACUGGCCGAGUGCCUUGCCGCCCCUCGGCGAGGGCGGCGCGGUCGCCCUCGUCCGCCUCGCGGUCCUCUUCGCGACAGUCAAGCUGAUCCUCGUCGUGUGGGUGACGGUGCUGCUACGAGACCAGCUGCGCGGCAUCUGGCACAAUGUCACUACCGUCGAGGCCAUCGAUUGGCUCCGGAGGUCGGACGUGCCGCGGCCGACGCCGGCGCGAGGGCCGUCGGCGGAGUGGUCCGAGUUCGCGCCGCACGACGCCGGAUCGCUGAGAAACGUGGUCGCCUUCCUCAGGGGGCGCCGCUCGAUAGAGGCGCGGCGGCGGAGGCCGUCACAGCACGUGGCGCAGGCGGUCGGGAUGCGUACCAACGGGAUUGCGACCUCUACAGCGGUGUGAUUUGCGCGAUUUCUUUUUGUCUGUUGUUAGUGCCAGUUACGAAUU
Molecule: messenger RNA, 780 nt
Organism: Emiliania huxleyi CCMP1516
Lineage: Eukaryota; Haptophyta; Isochrysidales; Noelaerhabdaceae
Exons: 6
Coding region: 1-735 (244 amino acids)
Biological process (GO): protein targeting to membrane; peptidyl-L-cysteine S-palmitoylation
Cellular component (GO): Golgi apparatus; endoplasmic reticulum
Molecular function (GO): protein-cysteine S-palmitoyltransferase activity
Source: RefSeq, a predicted model, not a curated record